GCUAAACACUUUUGUUGACGUCCAUGUCGUCCAGACGUCCUUUCACUGCGUUACGUCCCGUGCUCGCCACAAAACGCUGACUGUCGUUUCUGAGUUUCAAUAUGGAAGAUAUACAUAGGGGUUGAGGACAUUACUAUCCUAGAACUGCGCCCAGCAAACGCGCCGCGGUACUCGUCUCAGUCAGGUCUCAGGUGGACCCGAAGGUCCCAAGCAACAGCACAGAAAUCAUGACAAGUAUUAUAGACAAGGGUGUUGAUAGUCAUCUCCGUGAUCGAGAGCGGCUGUCUUUGGCUCUACCUCGCGCCGUCUACACGCACCAGUUCCAACGCGGAUUGACGUCUCAACUGAACAACACAGUGAAUCCGCAAGACGUCAUUUCAGCAGCCAUAGCGUCUAGAGCGCGUGACAUACACGAACAGCGCAAAUGCGUUACAGAAGAGACGAGACGGGCGCAGCAAAGGCUCAGGCGCGCGCCCGCAUCCUUCAUCGCUGGCCGCAGCCGUCAUUUAGGCAGCCUCCAUGACGCCAUCCUACACCACCGUGAAGACAAUGAUGGAACUGACAGCGAUGGGCCCAGCGAGGACAUAACGGGCUUCAACGACAAUGAUGAUAGCGAUGUCGAUGACGGCGAUUCCCCCAGUCAUGCAGCGUCCAAAAACUACACGUCCCCACACCCGACGUAUGGCACGGACACUAACCGCAGCCCAUUCCUCAGCAUUAAGAGCAGCUCUUCCCAAGUCAACGUCCCCAAUACCACCGCUGCCACCGCCAACAGCGACGAUGAAGUGAGUGAGCUCUCCUCUUUGCCCGCAGCCGGAGGCAGCAGCACGCCACGCAGCAGCUUGCUGCUGCCUUCGCUCUCUCUUGGCCGCAACACCCUCAGCAGCAGCUCCCCGUAUCAAAACCGAGCAUCGGGAGGGGGUUCUUCCUCCACCUGGUACAUGGAGGGGCUACCCAGAGGCUCCCCCGUCCUUACCCGCCGGGGCCACAUGUCCUGCAGUGGUGCCGCGCCCACACCUGCGCCUGCUGGCGGCGCCAGCGGCAGCGGCAUCAGCAGUGUGGAUUCACUUCCCCCCAUGCAGCCAGGCCGGCUGGUGCGCACGCACAUGAGCCAGAGCACGUCGGGAAUUGCGCUCAUGGGAACCAUGGGUCGCGAUCGGGACCGGGAGCGGGAGUCCCAGACAUCUGCCAUCGCUAGCACUGACGGUGCUGCCAUGGGAACGCACGCAGGCAGCGGCGGCGGAGGUUGCAUCUCCCGCACCGUGUCACGGCAGCUGUUGUCUCCCCUUGCUUCGCCGAGCAGGGCCAGCUCUGGAGAAAUCCGCGAGCACAGCACCCACCGGGUUACCAUCUUGGAUACCCAUGUCAGCGCCAAUCUCGGCAGCAGCAGCAACGACAGCAACAACAAUAAUAUUAGUACCGGCAGCAGCAGCAUGCUCAACAGCCACGGCGGCACCCACCAUCACCACCACCUCCCGCAACAGCAGCAACGCCGCCUUCACAAGUGCAGCAGCAACGCCAGCAGCAAUAGCAGCGGGAGCAACAACAGUGGCAGUAGCAUGGUCGGCCUGACGCCGCGGGUUAGGUCUUUCUCCUCCAACGGCUUCCUACUUAAUGCGGCUCUGCGUGCCACGAAGGCGGGUUUGGAACCGGACCACUCGGCUAGGGCGCCGUUUCUGAAGCACGGGAUGUCACCAUUGCAACACGGUGCGUCGGCAAGCAGCCUUGGUGUUGGUGUUGGCAGUUUGAAUGGGCUGUCCUCUGGGGAGGGCUCUGGCAGCCUGAGUUAACGGAAGAAGGGCCGUGAAAAGCCCCACGACUGUGUUGGCAUUUGAGGGGGCUGCAUGCGCACAGAUACGCGGUGAUAGCACAAUGACGUGGAUUUUAAUGAUUGUGUAAGGUUCGGCUCUUGAGCAAAGGUGUGCACGGUUGUUUUGCGGCAGAUUAAGCGGACAUACGGAUGUGCAUGUGUCUACGCAGGCGGGGCGACAGGCAGCCCUGCUUGUCUCGCUGCUGCGUAUGACGCGGCUGCGGUGUGUUUUGGCGUGUCUAAUGGCGUGCCUAGGUAAUGGCUUGCCACCUUUGCGUAGCUGUGUUCAGACAGCUGGGGUUAGGUUGACCGCCGAAUUGUAUUGAUGAGGGCUGUAGGAGUAAGCGCCAGAGCGCUGCUUGUGUUGGAAGCCACCUGACUGUGCGCGGGCAGCUGGCCCCCUGGAGAAAUUUGAUGCUCGCAUGACAGCUGGUUGGUUGGGCGGCAUUCCGUUAGGCUGUUGUGGAAGUCUUCUGUGUGGAAGUCUUCAGGGCCUGCAUUGUGACAUUGCGUUACCCUGUGGUUAGUUCCAUGUGAUAUGAACGGUGAUGGCAGUGAUGCUUUCAGUAUGUGUGAUUCGUUAACACAAUGAAUGAACUGAUGAGAUGCGAAGACACCUACCUUGACUGGUUGCCAUCCUUGUGUUGGGCUUUUAGGUUCGGCUGCUGACAUGGCUGCCGUGAGGGCAAAGCUGGUCGCCUAGCUGCGUUGAGGCAAGGGCAUCGUGUCGUACACGGGUCCGUAUGGGCUGGAAUGGAGCUGAGCAUUCAUCGUGUUUAAGAUUUAAUGCGUGUCGCGGUAAUGCAUUGGUGGUGGUUGAAAGGAAGGUAGCAGGUGAAUGGGGUAGCGGGGUAGGUGGUUGGCCCGCUGUGUUGCGGGUCACACAACAGAUGGUCCAUGAAGCUGGCCAGCGUUGUAGGAGAUUGGAGGCGCUGGGCUGGGUUUUGUAAGGGAAGUAAAGCUUUGGACGGUAAUUCUCUUCCUGGGCCGUUUGUCCAGGCCAGUAACUAGCUAUGCUUGAUGCUUCUGGCGUUGUGAGCACAUUUGUCACGGUCGGCUUAGCUGCCGGUAGGCCUUCUGUGGGCCGUUGUAUGUGUCACUAUCCACACAGGGCGUAAUGCGAGGCUCUUGUGUCGUGUUGGGAGUGUUAGAGGUGUGCCUUCCUUGCCGGGAAUUAGCAUAUUUGCUGGUCGGGACUUUGCCCAGGUUCCCUGGCCGCCUCCCUCGAUAAUGAGGAGGUAUUGUAUGCAUGUAUCAUCAUGUUGUAUGCUUGCUGUAUUGCACUGGGCGUCGGAGGGGCGAAGGCGUGCUUGCCGUAUGCGCCUGUGUUGACCUAUGAAAGAAUAGUUGAUGCCUUUAUUUAACAUUGCCAUGUACACGCAAGCCAUGUUGGCUUCAUUCUCCAGACCCAUGGGUCUUGCCUCACGGGAGGCUCUGCUGCACUUGGUGCAUUGGGUUGCCUUGGCUUCCCCUGACGUCCUGUUUGGCACGUUCGACUUGGCUUGGUGUUACAUAGUAGGAAAUAUUUGCUUGUAGGAGUUCGCAGUUGCAGUGAUGUGUGUUGGUGAUUGCGACUAGGGUGUUGUAUCGCAUAACAUGCGUAAUGUAGGACCUAAUAGUUUUAUGCAAACGAAUUUAUUGUGAUAUUGAUCCCAGUUGCUGGAGGUUGCAUUAUGACCAUUCUUAGCACACCUGGGUUAGCCCUGCUACCAGACAGUCCGUUCAUGUUGGGAACUAUGAUAUGUACGGCAUUGUCAACAAGGGAACGGGCACCGUGAUUUCUCCCAAUGGGGACAAACGAAGUUGUUACCAGUUGUAACGACCUUGCCAAUCGCACCUCCGCUAUUUGGCGUCAUGCCCUGUACUACCGUAGUGGGAAGAAAACUGGUGCGUGGCCCCAGAGUAAUACGGGUGGAGCUACGCCGGUGUGCAUAAGCUUGGGAGUGUGGGACACGGCAUGUCAAGUUUUAUUACUUGCAGUUUAUAAGCCACUAAAGGCAGUCAAGAAUCUUUUUCACUUUGGGCUACGCUUGAAAACAAUGUGUAUGUGGUAUUUGCGUCAUCUUCUUAAGCAUACCGGUACAGGGGCCAAAGUUUGGUAGCGCACAGGUCAAUACUGAUGACGCAAGUCACUGCAAUUGGAGCAGUACCAUAUUAACAGUACUGAUAAGGUAUGCAGCCUGUGUCGGUGCCUGUGCAAAGUACUUUUGCGAUGUACAUUAACAAUAGCUUACUGACAACUCUAAUACUUAAACUAGUCACGCUGCACUAGCACUUUGUUUGCGGCCGUCUUCCGCAUAAAGCAUGGACCGGGUUUUCGGCUGCAAUGCUUGCCCGUUAAGGGGAAGCUCGGGAUGGUCCUCAUUAUAUCUUGUUGGAAUACGAUGUUGUGCUCACGCUUUUGCGAGGGGCCAUAUCCA
Messenger RNA from Astrephomene gubernaculifera, 4230 nucleotides. The record is from the annotation of a GenBank genome assembly. Lineage: Eukaryota; Viridiplantae; Chlorophyta; Chlorophyceae; Chlamydomonadales; Astrephomenaceae.